Molecule: messenger RNA, 1323 nt
Organism: Aegilops tauschii subsp. strangulata
Lineage: Eukaryota; Viridiplantae; Streptophyta; Magnoliopsida; Poales; Poaceae
Source: RefSeq, a predicted model, not a curated record
GCACCAUCGGAGACGAAACCAAAGCAGCAAAAACACCUUCUCCGGUUAAUAAUCCAAUCAUCGCACGGAAACACCACGUCUCGUCUCUCCAUGUAGCAAAAGCAAUUGGUAGCAGAAGAAAGACGCCACGCAAAGCCCAGUCCGGCGUCGCCUCCUCCUCCUCCGGCGAUAGGGUUUCUCCCGAUGGAGCAGCCCUCCACCUCCUCGCCGGCGGCGCCGCCCCCGCGGCGGCCGCCGACGAAGGUCCGGCUGCGGCGCCAGAGGCUCGAGGUGCUCCUGCAGGAGCUCCGCCGCACGCUCGACGGGCUGGGCGACGCCGAUCUCGGCGCCUCGCUCUCCGACGUGGACGCCGGCUCCGAGGCGCCCGGGUACGGGGACAGCGAGGGCGGCGACGACGACGGUGACGGUGACUCGGCGGCUUCGAUGGCGAGCGAUUCCGACCGCGCCACGGACCAGGUGUUUGAUCUCCUUAAAUCUAGGUUUGAAUCACCAGAAUUUCUUCAGGAGUUCCAUGAAAUUCAAAAGUCUGUAUUUCAAAACGGGGCAGUUGAAUUGGAUAAAUCAUGGGAUGUGAUAAAGGCGGGAGAUGUGUGGGAAGAUGAUGACGACAAUGGAUAUGUUCUUGUUAAGCCAGAGGAUGCAGCUGAAGGGAUAGCUUUCUUUGUAGCCACAUACUUAUCGACACUUACAAAAACCAAGGAAUUAUCUCCUGAUCGACUUCAAAAAGCCCUUAAGAAGACAUUUUCAGCCGAGAAGAGAAAAGGCAAACUUCGGAAGGCAUGGGAUGGGACAAAAGUCAUUUAUAACGUAGCUUCAUGGGGUGCCACAGCUGUUGGUGCACAUUUUUCAUGGUAACAGCAUCUACAAUAACCAAGCAAUUCUAAAGGCAGCAGGCACAGCCAUUCAGAUGUCCUGGCGUGUGGUGUCCAAGUUCCUGUGAGUGAUGGGUGGUGGUGAUUGUUGUUACUGGCGUGCUACAUUUAUUUAGGUAAAGGAGUACCACAUUGGUUGGAAAAAUGUCUGAGUAGUUGAUAUACUGCCGAUUGAAGAAUUGAGGUCUAGAGUUUAGGUCUAUUUGGAUGCUUGAAGGAUUGAGGCUUAGCGUUUAUGUUUGUUGAUUGAAGGCUCGGAAGCCCAUUUAAAUAAAUUAUGUUGUUGCUCGAAUGUAAAUAGGCCAUUGAUUUGGCCGCGUGAAGCAACUGAAGCUCAGCAUAUGUAUCCCCAAAAUGUAAAUAUGACAUUCAUGUCAACAACAUUGCAUUGGUGCCAGAAUAAACUUUGUGAAUCACCUGCACCAAAUGAAUAUACCCACUUGUUUGGAUA